Paramecium primaurelia is the source of this 3378-nucleotide messenger RNA. NCBI's taxonomy places the organism in Eukaryota, Ciliophora, Oligohymenophorea, Peniculida, Parameciidae. The record is from the annotation of a GenBank genome assembly.
AUGCUAUUGAUUGUGUCAGCAAUUUAUGUUUGGAUAGCUCAAGCAGAUUGGGUUAUGGUAGACUCAAAUUUUUUGAAAGGAUUUACAUCUAAUAACUAAUGGUAAAUUUAUAAAAAAUGCAACACUUUUGAAUCUGGUGCUAGCUUUUAACAUUAUACUUGCUCAUAAAAUUAAAUUAAAUAUACGCGUCUUAAGAAAGACAAUUAAAGAUUAGAUAAGAGUUUUAGUAUAAAAAGUUACUAAUAAGAAGUAAUAGUUGAUAUAUUUUUUGAUAAUGAUAAUUCAAGCCCUAAUGAUAAAAAAGUUUACUUCACAUUAAACUUAACAUCACCAAAUUAAAUUUUGACGUAGAGAGACUAUUUCAAUUCUGGUUUAACCCAAAACGCUAGAAGAAUAUGCAAUAAUACAGGAUCAACAUAUUUUGAUUUCAUGACAUAUGUCGGUACAUCUAAUGCAUAAUCUAAAGAUAUAUUUAGUAUAUCAAUAGGUAUUGAAGCAGAAGAUGACUGUCAAUAAAUCGGGGUUAGAAAUUUAUUUGUCUACGUCAAAUAUUGUUUACCAACUUGCAAAACUUGUUCAAGUUCGAAUAGUUGUCUAACGUGUUAUUUCGGUACUCUAUAAUCAGAUGGAUCUUGUACUUGUGACCCUUCUCAUUAAUUUGCUUAAACUGGGAUUGGAUGCAGAUAAGAAUGUGAAAGAGAUUACUAUAUAGCAAGAUCAGAUAAUAUUUGUGUUCAAGAUAGAAGAAUUAAAUCAUAUAUUUCAUAUUUUGAAUCUACAACUUUCACUGCUUAUUCACCUUUUUAAUUUAUUUAAGAUAUUGUAAAUCCAAGAAGUUCUCCAUCGUUAAUUUUCACUUGUGCAUCUACUAAUUAUGUAGGAAGUUUAGUUUUUAACGAAGGAAUGAGAUUAUAAUUUGCAAAUUCACAAUCCUUAAAAUUUAUUAGGCUAAGGAUUACAUUUUAUAUAAAGGGCUUUUUAAUUGAUAAUAGAAUAUAAAUAAUAUUGGAUAAUUAAGUAUAAGGGGAAAUUAUCAAGACCUCAUCUAAUUAUAAUUUUAAUAAUGUUAAAAAAAUUUUCAGUGCAAGUAUUACUUGCACUGAUACUUAUGAUCUAAUUAGAAUAGAAGCAAUUCUUCGAACUUACUAUGUUACUCCUAAACUCAUUUUAAAAGGAGUAUAGUUAACAUAAGCAACUUCGACAUGGGGAUUCAGAAAUAUAACAAUUGAUAGUGGUAAUCGUUAAGAAAAUUGUGCAGUAUGUACUGAUUUUUCAACAUGUCAAUAGUGCGAUAUUAAUUAUGUUUUAUUUUAAAAUAGUUGUGUCAGUGCUUGUCCAGUACAUUCUGCUAAUUGCAUCGAUUAUGCAGAUAUGAUACCAAGUAAUUUAAACAAUUAUUUUUAGACUCUCGUUACUUAGCAAAAGGAUUUUAUAAUUUAAAUAUGAGUACUUAAGAUAUAAACAAUUUUUAUGAUGUUGUAAUUUCAACUGGUAGUAAUUUCUUGACAGGAUAAAAAUUUUCAAUAUUUCCCACUAAAUUUGUUCUAGGAGGCGUUAUGGUAUGGAACAAUGCAAUAUAUAAAAAAUCAUGGAGUAUAUCAAAACCUCAUUAUGCUGUUACAAUUAGAUUUAAUGUUACAUAUGGAGAUUAGUAUAAUGGAAAUUUUUAUUAUACAAUUUAAGGAAUAAAAUCAGUAGCUCAUCCAAAACCAUCAUCAGGAGGAUAAAACUUUAUUGGUAAGAAUUUAAAUGAAAUAACAAAAUAUUUUGAAAUUUUCCAGAGUCCAUUCACAUCCUCUUCAUUAGAUAUUGAGUUUCAAUGCACAGAUACAACUGCAGAUCCAAGAGAUUAAUUUUGCGCAAUUUCUGAUUACUUUAUUGUAGUACACUAUGUAAAUAUUUUGAUUUUAUUUUAAGUGUCUCCCAUUUUGUUAAUUUUGCAAUGAUGGGGUCUCUUGUGUUACUUGGGAAUCUGGACACACAAGUUAAAAUUGCAAUACUAAUUAGUUUCUAUAAUUUGAUUCUAAUUCAGAAACUUAUAGUUGUAUUACAUGCAAUUAGCCUGGAUGUUUAACUAGCAAAAAUUUGGAAGAAUGCACUUCUUGUGAUUUUUCAAAAGGGUUGAAUAAUGGUGUAUGUUUAUAAUACAAUAAAUUCUGUGAAACUUGUAAAGGUAGUUUGAAAACAGAUUGUAUAACAUGUGUUUAAGAUUUUCAAAGAUUUAUAUUCAACAAUUAAUGCUAAUGUUUACCAGGCUAUUAUGAUGAUGAUAUUAAUCUACCAUGUCAUCCUGUUUGUGGAGAUCUUUUAGUAGUUGAUGGAGAAGAUUGCGAUGAUGGUAAUAACAAUCCAUUUGAUGGAUGUCAUAAUUGUAAAUUUGGAUGUGAUGCUUUUUGUUAAGAAUGUAUAUAAGGGGUUUGCUAUUUAUGCUAAAAUGAUUUAUAAAUAAUCGAUAAUAAAUGUGUUGGAAUUUGUGGAGAUGAUAUAACAUCUUUUGAUGAGUAAUGUGAUGACGGAAAUAUAAUUUCAUUUGAUGGUUGUUUUGAGUGUUAAUAUUAAUGUUAGGCUGAAUGCACAGAUUGCAAAUUUGGAUUAUGCUAUGAUUGUUCAAUUAAAGGAUGGUAAUUAUUUAAUAAUUAUUGUAUUCCUAUUUGUGGGGAUGGAUAUGUUAUUGAAGGUUUUGAGGAAUGUGAUGAUGGAAAUAUAAUUCCAUUUGAUGGUUGUUUUGAAUGCUAAUUUUAAUGUUAAAUUGGUUGUAUUGAGUGUUAGGAAAAAUAAUGCUUAAAAUGUGAUGAAAAUUAAUAUUAAUUUGAUGUUUAAAAAUCAAAAUGUACUUAAAUUAACAAUGUUGAUAAUGAUUAAGAAAUAGAUAUGUUAACUUUAUAGUUAGAAUAAUUUACUUAAUUAAGAUGUGGAGAUAAUUACUUACUAAUUGAUUAUAUAUGUGUAAAUUAAUGUGGAAAUGGACUGCUAAGUAGUUAAAGUGAAGCAUGUGAUGAUGGUAACAAUGUUGGAGGAGAUGGAUGUUCAGCUUUUUGUCAAAUAGAGGAUAAAUACUAAUGUUUAAAUUAGAAUGGAUCAUUAAGUCAAUGUACAUAUAUCCAAGCUCCUGAAUUAAGCUUGAAUAUUUUUUCAAGUAAUGCCAACUCUAUUUAAGUUGUAGAAUUAACUUUUACUUAAGAAGUUAAAUUAAAUGAAGAUUUAAAACUUGAAGAAUUUAUGCUAUUUAAUAUUCUUCCUCAAACACAAUAUAAAUUGUCUAUUAAAAUCAUUUCAAAUAUUACUAUCAAUCUAAAUAAUCCUAAAUUUGAAAUUGAAAUCGAAUUUAUAGAACCAAUCUAAAAUCCUGUUCUUUAAGUUGAUAUAUAGAAAGAUACA